Patiria miniata (bat star) is the source of this 1353-nucleotide messenger RNA. RefSeq lists its product as uncharacterized. The transcript is spliced from 10 exons. Bases 1 to 1353 code for a protein of 450 amino acids. Lineage: Eukaryota; Metazoa; Echinodermata; Asteroidea; Valvatida; Asterinidae. The record is from RefSeq and is a predicted model, not a curated record.
AUGAACUGGGUUGGUGGGGUCAGAAACAGACUAAAAACAAAAGAUGAGAAACAACGACAAAAGGAUUUUUUUGAGAAAAUGAAAUACGGAAGUAGAGUGAAGAAAUUGAAAAGAUCCAGCUCCGGAAAGGAAGGAAGUCUUGGAGCAAGCCUGGACCUUCUUUCGCUACAAGCUGCAGACUUCAGUGCGGAGAAGUUCAGGAAAAGUGAUAGCGUGAAAAGUACUAAGACUCAAGUGAAGAAGGUGGAACUGGACAGAAGUAGAGGUCUUUUCCCACUUCAUCAUCGCUGUGAAGAGUUGGAGCUUUCCAUGUCACCUGGCGCUCCCUCCAAACUACAACUGCAAGAUCCUGAUCAAAGAAAUACUGAUUAUCCACACUCUAAGGAGCACAUGCAAACAGCUUACUCAUCUUUCACAACACCAUCAGAACAACUGGAGUAUGACACAUAUGGAAUGAAAACUGGAGAGGCCCCAAAGACGGAGUAUAGUGAUUGUCAGAGUUAUCCAAGCAUUCAGUCAUCAAGCCAGUUUCACAGCACCCCUGUGGUAGAGGAAUUCCCACAAGCACCAGUACCACAGCAACACCAAGGCAAACACUUUGAGGAUUUGUUCUUCAGCUGCAUACCGAACGAUACCCUCACCAUCAAGAAAGAAGUACCUGAUGAUCUGUCUGUCAUCAGUGAUGAACAGCUCAGUGAAGAAUUUGACUACAGCCCACUGUCAUCUAUCCCAUCUGAAUCAAGUGCAGCAUCAUCCCUCAUCAUGCUCAGUCCUGAUUCCCAACCGACUUUUGAGCAUGACCAGAUGCCAGUUCAUUCAUCCCAACCAGGACUGCAAUUUCAAAGUGGAGGACUUCACUCUAGCCCCAUUGAUCUCACACAAUAUACCAUCGGUCCAAGAGACAAUGAGAUGACGAAACACCCCAUCUCAGACACCAGUCAUAGUGAGGACUGGGUAUCGGACUCAAGCCUUACAACUGUCUGUGAUCAUUACGAAGAAUCUCAUCAAGGACAGAGGCAACAGGAGGAUUCGGUGUCGACAGUGCAGCAAGUCGAUUUAAUUUGUGGAGAGGAGGGAGAUUUCUUGUCGCCAUUCUGCAAACGAGCUAAAGUGAGCUCGAGAAAAACAAGCCAGGAAAAUCCUGCAAGUCCUGAAAUAUCUACCAGCACAGCCAGUCCUGUAGACUUAUCCAACACAAUGAACAGAGGAAAAGCCACAGAAGAGCAGAAUUCUUUGAAGAAGGAAGACGUCAGGAGUGUAUGCACAGAAGCAAACUCAUUCAAGUGGAAAGCAUUUGUAUCAGGUCAGGCUUUUAGAGAAAAGCCAGUGAUUGACAAUAAAGACAGGAUUUGA